AUGAGUGGUGAAGAGAUAAGUGAUGAUCCACUGUUUAUACAUCACAAUAAGUCACAUCAAACUGAGCUGAUGACUUCUCUUAAUCAACUGAGAUGUGAAGAUAUCUUGACUGAUUUAUCUUUUGAUGUUAAGGACCAGCUUUUUCCUUGCCAUAAAGCGGUUCUUUGUGCGUGUAGUGAAAAAUUGCGAAGGCGUAUUUGCAAUGAAUCCAGGAAAGACCUGGAACAUCACCUGGAGCUAGACACUGUUUUACACCUACGUGGAAUUGAUGCUUCUUCUAUGAGCUGUAUCCUUGAUUAUAUCUACACUGGAAGAUGUGCACUCGCAUACUCCAAUGUUCAGCAUAUUUUGGAUGGUGCACAUGAACUAGGCAUUGAGUCUCUUGUAGAUGAGUGUUUGAGCUAUAACAAACAUCCAAUGGAAGACGCAUCUUCAGUGCCUAAAGCAAAUAUAUAUACAACACGUUAUAAUGAAAUUUACCUCGAAAAGUUAAUAGAUAUUUUAUUUGAAUCCAGAUGUGAAACUUGGUCUAGAGAUGUCAUUCUCAGGAACUGUGGCAUUAAUAUGCCAUGUCAUCGAAUCGUUUUAGCAGCAUGCAGUCCUUAUUUCAGAGCUAUGUUUUCUCAUAAGAUGAGAGAAAGUACUGAACUUGUUGUGCCUAUUCAUGAUGUAGACAGUAAUUCUAUGCAAUUAAUUAUAAAUUACAUGUAUACUGGAAAGUUGCAUAUCUCCAACUGCACAGAUGUUCAGUCAUUAAUGACAACAACAAGUAUGUUCCAGAUAGAUGCAUUGGUUGAAGUUUGUACAGUGUUCAUUCAGACGAACAUUUUGGAUGUUUCUAACUGUUUUGAGAAGUUUAUUUACACUGAGUCUAUUGGAAAUGCCUCUCUCUGCCUUUCAGCUAAGGAAAUAUGCAUGAAACAGUUUGAUAUUGCUUGUCAACAAAAUGGGUUUCUCAACCUAAUGAAAGAUCAACUGAUUGAGUUCAUCUCAUCCAGUAAGCUUCAUGUAAAGCGAGAGGAGCAUGUUUAUGAAGCUGUCCUGAGGUGGAUAAAGUUCUGUCCAGAUGAGCGUUUGACAUGUUUGGAUUUCAUCAUGCCCCAUGUCAAGUUUGUAUUCAUGUCUGCUGCAUAUAUUGAAAACAAAGUUACAAAAGAAUGUCUUCUGAAUGGAUGUAAAUUGAUGGACGAUCUUCUUAGACAAACAAGUGCUUUAAAAAGUCUUCCUGUGUGUGAAAGGAUGACGAAGAAUCCAGAAUUGCGAAUGAGACAUUACACUGCAGAGGUUAUUGUUAUUCUUGGUGGAUUUUCUAAUCUUAGUUAUAAGAAGGUAGAAGAAAUUCAUAAGUUAUCAUGCUAUGACCCAGUCACCUGUGAGUGGUUAUCAUUGCCUGAUUUGCCAGUGCACAACAAUGACAAUGUCAUGUCUGUAACUCUUUCUGGUUUGCAUGGCUUGAACCUCAUUGCUGUAACAAAAAAUGGCAGCCAGUACAUUUAUGAAGCAGAGGCACGUCAUUGGCAGAGGCGCCCACUACCUUACCCACAUGGUAAACAUCAGAACGUCAAAGUUGUAUCUCCUGAAACAAACACUGUAUUAGUUUUAGGCGACAAAGCUGGGCCUUUUCUGUACAACAGGACAAGGGAAAUGUGGCAUGAGUUGCCCAAACUAAGAGAAAACUGUCUCACUGCAACUAUUUGUGAAAAGAAAGUAUUUGCAGUUAUUAAUAACCAGUUGUCAUCAUGCGUUUUGCAGACACCAUAUGGCUCUCCUCAUACUUUUGGUUGGUCCAGUGUAUAUACAUUUCUGCAGUGUGUUGAAAGUGCCCAAGCUGUCACAAUUGGGAACAAUAUCUUCAUACUGAUCAAUGAUUUUCAACUGGUGUGCCACAAAACCAAACAUGCCAAAACGUACAUAUUGCCUGGGAUCCCAACUGUUCCCAGGAUAUCAUGUACCUUAGUGUGCUGUAACAAACACCUGUACAUAUUAGGAGGACGUGAUGUGAAACACGAUAACAUUGAUGCUAUAGAAAUGUACGACUUUGAUAGCAAAACAUGGAGCCAUGUUGACAAUAUGCCAAAUCCUGUUUGGGGACACUGCUGCGUCACUGCAUCUAAAUUUCCAUAUUACAUUUAG
This is a messenger RNA of Saccoglossus kowalevskii, 2133 nucleotides long. Its product is annotated as kelch-like protein 24. The record is from RefSeq and is a predicted model, not a curated record. Gene Ontology annotation, molecular function: protein binding. Lineage: Eukaryota; Metazoa; Hemichordata; Enteropneusta; Harrimaniidae.